Aaosphaeria arxii CBS 175.79 is the source of this 1875-nucleotide messenger RNA. RefSeq names its product malate synthase-like protein. The transcript has 4 exons. The record is from RefSeq and is a predicted model, not a curated record. Gene Ontology annotation, cellular component: peroxisomal matrix; cytoplasm. Gene Ontology annotation, biological process: glyoxylate cycle. Gene Ontology annotation, molecular function: malate synthase activity. Lineage: Eukaryota; Fungi; Ascomycota; Dothideomycetes; Pleosporales. The coding region runs from base 123 to 1754 and encodes 543 amino acids.
CACUCAAUCUUGCCAUACUACAUAUACCUUUUACUUGACCCUAAGCAUAUCAGUGGACCCUCUUCAUACACAUCGACCCAACUCAUAGAUUCAUUUAUACUCACGCGACCUCAAUUGUCAUCAUGGCUGCGAGCGCAGACUCCAUCCUCCGUGAGGUUAACAUCCUCGGGUCAUUGAACGACCAGAACCGACACAUUUUGAGCAAAGAUGCUGCCGUGUUCCUUGCCAUCCUUCACCGCGCCUUCAAUGAGCGCCGAAAAGCUCUUCUCCAGCGACGUGUGGUGCGCCAGGCCGAGCUUGACAAGGGCAACCUCCUCGACUUCCUUCCAGAGACUAAGCACAUUCGCGAGAAUGAUGCAUGGAAAGGCGCACCCCCCGCCCCUGGUCUUGUUGAUAGACGUGUUGAGAUCACUGGUCCAACUGACAGGAAGAUGGUCGUGAAUGCUUUGAACUCUGAUGUGUGGACAUAUAUGGCGGACUUUGAGGACUCCUCCGCACCUACAUGGGACAACAUGAUCAAUGGUCAACUUAACCUCUACGAUGCCAUCCGCAGGCAGGUCGACUUCAAGCAGGGAGAGAAGGAAUAUAAGCUUCGCACUGACCGCAAGCUUCCAACCUUGAUUGCCCGAGCUCGAGGCUGGCACCUUGAGGAGAAGCACUUCACUGUUGAUGGUGAGGCCAUCUCUGGUAGUCUCUUCGACUUCGGUCUGUACUUUUUCAACAACGCUCGGGAGUUGGUGAAGCGAGGAGCUGGUCCUUACUUCUAUCUCCCAAAGAUGGAGUCUCACCUUGAGGCUAGGCUUUGGAACGACGUCUUCAACUUCGGACAAGACUACAUUGGCAUGCCGCGAGGAACCAUCCGUGGUACUGUCCUAAUUGAGACCAUCACUGCUGCGUUUGAGAUGGACGAGAUUAUUUAUGAGCUCCGGGAUCACUCCUCCGGACUCAACUGUGGUCGCUGGGAUUACAUCUUCAGCACGAUCAAGCGUUUCCGCCAGAACCCCAACUUUGUGCUUCCUGACCGUGCCUCCGUCACCAUGACUGUCCCCUUCAUGGACGCUUACGUUAAGCUACUCAUCAAGACCUGCCACAAGCGAGGAGUUCACGCCAUGGGCGGCAUGGCUGCUCAGAUUCCCAUCAAGAACGACCCUGCUGCCAACGAUGCAGCCAUGGCCAAUGUACGUGCUGACAAGCUUCGCGAAGUCCGCGCUGGUCACGAUGGAACUUGGGUUGCCCACCCGGCCCUUGCCUCUAUCGCAUCUGAGAUUUUCAACACACACAUGCCUACUCCCAACCAGAUGCACAUCCGCCGCGAGGAUGUUCACAUCACCGCCAAUGACUUGCUCAACAUGAACGUUCCCGGAAAGGUCACCGAAGAGGGCAUCCGAAAGAACCUCGACAUUGGUCUUUCCUACAUGGAGGCUUGGAUCCGAGGUGUCGGAUGUGUCCCCAUCAACUACCUGAUGGAGGAUGCUGCGACUGCCGAGGUCUCACGAAGCCAGCUCUGGCAAUGGUCAAGGCACCAGGUCAAGACCGCAGAGGGCAAGACCGUUACUAAGGACUAUGCUCUCAAGCUCCUCCGCGAGCAAGCACAGAAGCUUGGUGAGAAGGCACCAAAGGGCAACAAGUUCCCUCUUGCUGCGAAGUACUUUGAAGGCCAGGUUACAGGAGAGGACUACGCCGAGUUCUUGACAUCGUUGCUAUACAACGAAAUCACAAAUGUGGGUCCCGCUAAGGGUGCUUCUAAGUUGUAAUUCCCUAGCACGAAGCGUCUUUUACCCCACACCAUUGCUGUUAUUGUAGCCUUUCAUCAAAAAUUACCCCCAAAUGGCGUUGGGCUUGUAUAGUAUGCCCCCGAAAAGGACUGAGUAGCUA